Molecule: messenger RNA, 1458 nt
Organism: Megalobrama amblycephala (Wuchang bream)
Lineage: Eukaryota; Metazoa; Chordata; Actinopteri; Cypriniformes; Xenocyprididae
Exons: 1
Molecular function (GO): catalytic activity
Source: RefSeq, a predicted model, not a curated record
GUAAGUCAAACCUCAAAUCACAGCCUGUGUUCUGCCCACUUCAUUGAUAGAAAUGUGAGUGUAGUACAGUCUAUAGAAACUGUGUCUAUUCCCCGAAUAGUGAGGUUUAACAAUAAAAAUAAAGGAUCUAGAAAAAACCUAAUCGUGAUCAAACCAGAUUUUUGUAAAAUUACUGAAUCUCUAAAACUAGGGCUACUAAACAUUAGAUCGCUGACACCUAAGGCAGUUAUCAUAAAUGAAAUUAUCAUGGAUAAUAGUCUUGAUGUAAUUUGCCUUACUGAAACAUGGCUUAAAGCAAAUGAUUAUUUUGGUCUUAAUGAGUCUUGUCCACCUGGCUACCGUUAUAAAAAUAAAUGCCGCCUGAUUGGCCGUGGCGGUGGUGUAGCAACAAUCUAUAGAGAGAUACUUAAUGUUACUCAGAGAACAAACUACAGGUUUAAUUCAUUUGAAAUUCUUAUGCUAAAUGUUACACUCUCAGAUAUAAGUAAAAAGUCGCUACUAUCUCUUGCUUUGGCUACCGUUUAUAGACCUCCAGGGCCUUAUGCUGAUUUCCUAAAAGAGUUUGCAGACUUUCUCUCAGACCUAUUGGUCAACGUUGAUAAAGCGCUGAUUGUUGGAGAUUUUAACAUUCAUGUAGACAAUACAAAUGAUACGUUAGGGGCUGCGUUUACAGAUUUACUAAACUCAUUUGGGGUCGAACAAAACGUCACUGGACCCACUCACCGUCUUAAUCAUACUCUAGAUUUAAUUAUAUCACAUGGAAUAAAUCCUACUGAUAUAGAAAUUCUACCGCAAAGUGAUGACGUCUCUGAUCACUACCUUGUAACAUGCGUACUGCAUAUUGAUGAUAUUUGUCAAAUUGCGCCACGAUAUCGACUAGGCAGAACAAUUCUCCCGACAACUAUAGAUAAAUUCACAAAUAAUCUGCCUGAUCUGUCUCAGCUGCUCAUCGUACCCAAACACGCAAAUGAUCUUGAGGAAAUGACUAGCAGCAUGUGCACCAUUUUUACUAAUACAUUAGAUACUGUUGCACCGAUGAGAUUAAAAAAGGUUAGAGAGAAAAAUACUGUACCUUGGUACAACAGUAUUACUUACGCUAUCAAAAGAGAAACUCGUAAUCUAGAACGCAAAUGGAGACAAACUCGUUUAGAGGUCUUCAGAAUCGCGUGGAAAGACAGCUCGUCCCGCUAUAGAAAGACUCUAAAAGCAGCCAGGGCAGAGCAUCUCCGCAAACUCAUAGAAAAUAACCAAAACAAUCCACGGUUCUUAUUUAGUACAGUAGCUAGAUUAACAAAUAAACAGAUAUAACCAGAACAAAAUGUUUCAUUACAGUUUAGUAGUGAUGACUUUAUGAAUUUCUUUAAUGAAAAAAAUCGAAAGUAUCAGAAAUAAAAUUGUAAAUGUACAACCUUUGACAGAGUUUUAUGAUUCAGCUUUAAUUAUCGCCCCUCAAGAACA